AUGAACACAAGUGAUCCACUAGGUAACUGGGCAAUACAACUAACACUACAGUCACUAGACCUACCGCCUGGCCAAGAAUACCCAGUGUUUGUCGUAGGUACUCUGACGUAUAUAACCAUUUUGUUCUGCAAUACACUGGUGUUUGCAACGAUUGUCUUCACAAAGAGUUUGCAUACGCCCAUGUUCCUGCUGCUGUUAAACCUACCAAUAAUGGACAUGAUUGGAGCCACUGCUUUUCUACCACAGCUUGUAACCAGCAUUUUGACCAAGAACCGCUCUAUUUCCUACCCUGGGUGCCUCGUUCAGGCCUUUCUCAUUCACCUCUACGGUACAGGGAACUUAAUCUUUCUAACAGCCAUGGCGUAUGACAGAUAUGUUGCCAUAUGCUUGCCCCUUAGGUACAACUCUAUCAUGACUCCAAAUACUUUGAUGAGACUCAUAAUUUCCAUUUGGUUUGCGGACAUUCUGUUUUUCACAGUGUUGUUUUCUCUAGUCACAAGGUACAGUAUUUGCAGGACUAAAAUUGUGGAUAUUUACUGUAACAAUCCAUCGAUGACAAAACUACUCUGUGAGGACACAAAGGUGAAUAACUACUUCGGCUUGGCUUUCAUUGUCAUAUUUCAAGGUGCCCCGCUGGUUAUAAUAAUGUACACAUACAUCCAGAUCUUGCUGACUUGUGUGAUGACGAAGCAGGAUGAUGCGAGAGGGAAAGCUCUCCAAACAUGUGGAACACAUCUGGUGGUUUUUUUAUUCUUUGAAUUCAAUGCUGCCAUCACUUUGAUCUCUCACAGAUUUGAGAGUGUGUCCCCAUACCUGAGGAGAGCUGUGGGUGUAUCAAUUAUCAUAUUUCCCCCAGUCCUCAAUCCACUUAUAUAUGGAUUAAAGACAAAAGAACUUCUGAAAAGCAUGAUUAAAAUGUUUAAACGAGUGAGGUUACCCAGAAAAUGA
Gadus chalcogrammus (walleye pollock) is the source of this 948-nucleotide messenger RNA. Its product is annotated as olfactory receptor 4D1-like. Bases 1 to 948 code for a protein of 315 amino acids. The transcript has a single exon. Gene Ontology annotation, biological process: G protein-coupled receptor signaling pathway. Lineage: Eukaryota; Metazoa; Chordata; Actinopteri; Gadiformes; Gadidae. The record is from RefSeq and is a predicted model, not a curated record. Gene Ontology annotation, cellular component: membrane. Gene Ontology annotation, molecular function: olfactory receptor activity; G protein-coupled receptor activity.